AUGCACGUAAUUUAUGCCUUGGGUUCUGUCGGCGGCGGAAGGGAUAAGCUUGUCUUUGUCAACAAUGGCUUUGUGGGCGGAGAUAUCGAACGGGUGAUCAUAGAGGUGGCUGAGCCUGCUAGAGCCACAGCAAACGUUGAGAUCUUGACGGCAGAAAGCGAACUGCGCGAUGUCUGUCGUAGCAGUCUUCGUGGGGUCUCGACAUGUAUCGCUGCUGCGGUCUUUUAUUCAUCCCCACAGGAGGGUCCUCAGGGGAUAUGGAAUUACUCUGUCCGGGCGGAUGGUGCACUGGGACAGCGUAUCAAUGUCGAUGCGAGUGCCAACGAUGAAGAGAUCUAUGUUCUCCCGUUUCAGUACUCCAUCGACAGGGCGAUCGCCUCUGUCAACACGACGAUUGACCAAUCUGCGCUUCCAACUCAGGUCCUAGAGUAUCCCUACACGUCUCUAACGAAAACGCAACGACAAGACCAGAUCCGCGAGCGGUACAUGGGCUCUAUAAUCGACAUAUUGGCUGUUGCUAUUUUCGUCGGUAUCGUAGGGGUUACCUAUCAGCUUACAGGAUUAGUGGCUUCCGAGCGUGAGCUAGGUAUGACUGCUUUAAUCGACACCAUGAUGCCGAAUCAAUCCGCUUGGGAAUCACAAGCUGCUCGGUUCACAGCAGCGCAUCUUGCUCUUGAUAUUAUCUAUGGUCCAGCGUGGAUCAUAACUGGCCUAAUCCUGAAAUUGGGUGUCUAUAUGAAGACCUCAGCUGGCAUUACCAUUGGCCUCCAUAUCCUUACCGGUUUAGCGCUGUCAUCAUUUUGUCUUUUUGGGGCGGCUUUCUUUAGGAAAGCUCAACUUAGUGGCAUAUCUGCAGUCGUUGCAUGCUUGCUUCUGGGAGUAAUAGCCCAAAAGGCUAAUAUCGCAGGAAAUGCGGCUGUUGUCAUUCUGAGCCUGCUCUUUCCACCCAUGAAUUAUGUUCUGUGUUCCAUCUUCAUGGCGCGCUGGGAAAAGCAAAACCUACCAACUAAUCUGGUUAAAGCGGCCCCAGACAACCCGUGGACAGUCCCUGCCAUUGUCUUGUGGGUGUUGCUUAUUGUUCAAAUUAUCGUCUACCCUAUAUGCGCAGCGCUCGUCGAACGUGCAUUGUACGGGGUUACUUCGAAUAACCGGAAUGUCAAGAGCUUGGGUGGAUCGAGCGCACUCAGGAUUGACAGCUUCACCAAAUUCUAUAGACCGAACUGGUUCUCCAGAAAUAUUGCUUCUAGACUGGCAAGUCGCCGGCAGACUGUCUUAGCGGUCGACAAUUUGAGCCUCGACGUUGUCAAAGGACAAAUAAUGGUCCUUUUAGGCGCUAACGGAUCUGGAAAGUCUACGACUCUAGAUGCUAUAUCUGGUCUUACCAAGAUAUCAUCCGGCCAGAUCGAUCUCAAUUACGAUAACAAUACGGGAGGGUUUGGACUUUGCCCGCAGAAGAAUGUGCUUUGGGAUAACCUCACUGUGAAAGAACACGUUUGGAUAUUCAACCGCUUGAAGGGCACCGAUCGUGUAGACGGAAACACUCAGUUGUUACAUCUCAUCGAAGCUUGUGACCUUGGCAGGAAAGCAGAUGUCCGUUCCAAAACACUCUCUGGUGGUCAAAAGAGAAAGUUGCAACUAGCAGUAAUGUUCACGGGAGGCUCAUCUAUCUGCUGCGUCGACGAAGUCUCUUCUGGCUUGGAUCCAAUCUCUCGACGAAAGAUCUGGGAUAUCCUCUUGGCUGAAAGGGGGACGAGGACCAUUCUCUUGACGACCCAUUUCCUUGAUGAAGCAGAACUCCUUGCGGACCAUAUUGCUAUUCUUUCCAAAGGAGUUCUCAAAGCGCAGGGUUCAAGCGUCGAGCUGAAACAUACACUAGGCUCAGGAUACCGGAUUCAUGUUUAUAACGUCCCAGGCUCUGGAAAGACGUCUCUUCUGCAGCUAGAGGGCACUUCGAAAGAAGUCAAAUUUGAUGAGACAGUAUUUACAGUGCAUGAUUCUUUGCGUGCUUCUCAGUUUGUGGCAAUGUUGGAGCAAGAGGGCAUUACGGAGUACCGCGUGAGCGGCCCUACAAUUGAGGAUGUAUUCCUCAAAGUCGCAGAGGAACUUGAUGUUCGUCAUCCGGCAUCUGAUGUUGAAGAAACUCUUGAUGAACAGCCAAAGCAGGAUAACCCUGAAUUGGAGAAGUCUGCUGAUGCCAAGCUUAAGCUACUGACUGGCGAACGCAUUGGGAUGUUCCGGCAAGCUUGGGUACUGUUCCUGAAGCGAGCGACCAUCCUCCGUCGCAAUUAUUUGCCUUAUGCUGUCGCCUUUCUCAUUCCUGUUAUUGCAGCUGGACUUGUCACGCUAUUUCUGAAGGACUUUAGUAGGGCCGGAUGUUCGGGUACUGACACAUACACCGCAUCUGAUCCUCAGUCUUUGACAUCACAGGAAACCUUCGAACUUCUCGCAGGACCUCCGGAGCGGAUCACGCCUGCUGCGCUCAAUGGAUAUGCCAGAUCAUUAUCAGGAUCUUCUAGUCUCCCUGGAGGAGGAGUCCCAAUCCUAACCCGCAAUGUGCAUGUGACUGGCACCAUUCAAGAUUUCGACAAUUAUCUUGAGAAUCAUAUCGCAAAUGUGACUCCUGGAGGCUUCUACGUAGGUGAUUCGCUUACUCCUCCGACACUCGUUUGGAAAGGAAAUGGUGGUAUUGCACUUUCGUCCGUGGCACUGAACGCCCUGGAUAACUUUAUCACAAACAUCUCAAUUGGUAGUCAAUUCCAAUACUUCGACAUCCCAUGGCAGCCUGACGUUGGAAAGGCGCUCCAGCUUAUUGUAUACUUUGGCUUGGCAAUGGCAGUGUACCCUGCUCUAUUUGCCCUCUAUCCCACCGUUGAACGAUUAAGGAACGUUAGGGCGCUACACUACAGCAACGGCGUUAGGAGUCUGCCUUUGUGGCUCGCAUAUCUUGCUUUCGACUUCUGUCUAGUUUUAAUCACCAGCGUGCUUGCGAUAGUUAUAUUUCGAGCGGCUUCUGACGCGUGGUACCACGCUGGCUAUCUAUUUGUGGUUUUCUUUCUCUAUGGGUUAUGUUCGACUCUUAUAUCCUAUGUGGUCUCCCUAUUCUCGCGUUCCCAGCUUGGCGCUUUUGCUUGUGCCGCUGGCGGACAGUGUGUAAUGUUUCUUAUCUACUUUAUCGCCUAUCUCUCGGUGCUCACUUACGCGCCUACGACGAAGAUCGAUUCAUAUGUCAACAUCGCGCAUUUCACAAUUGCUAUUGUGACGCCUGUUGGCAGUCUCGCCCGAUCGAUGUUCGUCUCAUUGAACAUCUUCUCUAUUCUUUGCCGAGAUAGGCAGGUCGCACCUUAUGCGGGAGAGAUCACCCUUUACGGUGGCCCUAUCCUCUACUUAAUUCUUCAGACUUUCUUCCUCUUCGGAUUGUUGCUUUGGCUGGAAAGUGGCCCGACUUUCUUUCGUUUCAGGGACAAGGGCAAGCAUAACGAUGUGGAAGAAAGACACCAUAUUGAUGGCGAUAUCUCGAACGAACUGAUGCAUGUAUCGAGUGCCAAUGACGGUCUACGUGUGCUGCAUCUGACCAAAGCAUUUGGAAAGUCCAUCGCAGUCCAAGACGUGACUUUUAGUGUCCGUAGGGGAGAAGUAUUCGCUCUUCUCGGUCCGAAUGGAGCAGGUAAAACAACUACCAUCAGCCUGAUCCGUGGUGAUAUGCAACCGUCCAAUAGCGACGGCGAGAUAUUCGUUGAAAAUGUGUCCGUGGUGAGACACCGCGCAACCGCACGCUCCCAUUUGGGCGUGUGUCCGCAGUUUGAUGCAAUGGACCAGAUGACUGUUCUGGAGCAUUUGCGAUUUUAUGCUCGCAUCCGUGGAGUUCCUGAUGUGGAACACAACGUCCGUGAAGUUAUUUUCGCCGUGGGAUUGACGCCAUACGGUAAUCGGAUGGCAGCCAAGCUCUCUGGCGGAAAUAAACGCAAGCUCUCGCUGGGUAUUGCCCUCAUAGGCAACCCUGCUGUGCUCCUUCUCGAUGAGCCAUCCUCCGGUAUGGACGCGGCGUCAAACUAGAAUUCUGGUGCAAGGCAUAAACGGAUUUUCACGGCGCUGGGCCAUGAUCUACAUUAAUGAUUAUGUAAUGAACUUAGUGCUGGCACCCCACCAAUAACAAUAACAACCACCACCACUACCAC
Molecule: messenger RNA, 4175 nt
Organism: Paecilomyces variotii
Lineage: Eukaryota; Fungi; Ascomycota; Eurotiomycetes; Eurotiales; Thermoascaceae
Product: putative ABC transporter
Exons: 4
Coding region: 1-4053 (1350 amino acids)
Biological process (GO): transmembrane transport; lipid transport
Cellular component (GO): intracellular membrane-bounded organelle; membrane
Molecular function (GO): lipid carrier activity; ATP binding; ATP hydrolysis activity
Source: RefSeq, a predicted model, not a curated record